AUGACCUUAUUGUCGCCUCAAGGGAAUGCAGAUAAUCCUAAAUGUAAUAAAUUAAAUGAGACUACUUCAGCGAUUUCAACACAUGAUUAUAUUAUAAACACUUCAUCUAUCCGUCUACCGUUUAUUGCUGCUGGACUUGUGAAUGCUGCUGUCGCUGAAUUAUUAAACCAGUUAUCAUGUCGUUUCUUUGAAAUGGCUGUCAUCACACCGAAAAUAAACGACAGUGAAAAAGAAUCUGCAGCGGACGCAGUUCAAAUUCAGCAAAUGUCAGAAAGUCCUAACAAUGAGAAUAAUAAUAAUAAUGAUAACAAUAAUAAUCGUUCAACCCCUCCGGAAUUACCAGUCACUAACGAGAAUAAAUUAGAAUCACAAAAUAAAACAGAUCAAACUCCUACAUUGCAACCAGUAGAAGUUAAUGAGAGCCUAUUCUCCCAGUCCCUUUCUUCAUCCCCUAUCCCUCAUCCUCCUCCUCCUCCUCCGGUAUCUUCACCAGCUAUAUCAUCAUCAAUCCCUUUAUUCACUAAUUCUAAUUAUCAUGUAGAACCAAUGAAGAUUAAAGAAGAAUCAGAGAUGGAUUUCCCGCUGGAUUUAAAUAUUGAACAGUCUGAUCCAAUCAAUAAUACAAAUGGUAAUAAUAAUAAUGAUAAUAAUAAUAAUAAUGAGGAUUACUCAAUAUUACAACAGCAUGUUAAUAACUUUUUAAAUGAUGCAAUGACUGUGCAAUACAAUCAACAACAACAAGUACAAUGCCAGCUACAGAAUACCUCUCAAUCAUCAAAUUUAACACAUAUUACUACAGUGGAUUAUUUAAAACGUCAUCCAUGUACAUAUCGUGGUUGUGGUAAGGUGUUUUAUAGUCGAACAAGUUUAAUUUAUCAUAAACAAAGUCAUGCUAUUGAUAAACCAUUCAUGUGUACAUAUCCUAAUUGUGGUAUGACAUUUUUUAAUGAAAAUCUAUUGAAAACCCAUUGUCAAUUACAUGAACCAAAACAAUUACGUGAAAGAUUUUCAUGUACAAUGCCAGGAUGUAAUAAAGUAUUUGUUACACGUGAAUGCCUUAUUGAGCAUAUACGUGUGCAUACAGGUGAAAGACCACUUAUCUGUGAUUAUCCUGGUUGUAUGCAUCGUUUUGCACGACGGUGUAGUCUAUUCGCGCAUAAACGUGUUCAUUUGGAUAAAAAUCAACGCCGACAAUAUCAUUGUAUUCAUGCUGGUUGUAAUAAAACAUUUCUGUAUUCACGUAGUCUCACAGAACACAUGAAUGUUCAUCUUGGUGAAAGACCAUAUGUUUGUGAAUAUCCAGGAUGUAAAAAAAGUUUUACUAGUAAAAGAUACUUAUAUGCACAUAGACGAAUUCACUUAACUAGUGUCGAGAAAUCGAUAAGUAAUUCAUCCACGAUCAAUACUAAUAAUAGUCAAUCUUAUGAAUCGAAUAAUAGUGAUGUUCCACCAAUACCAGUCACUAUGACUAUACCAGUUCUUCAACCAAUCAUUAAUUAUCAUCAUCCAUUUACACAAUCGAUUAUUUCAAAUAAACAACAACAAUCAACCCUACAACUCCAACAGCAACAACAACAAUCACACCAACAAAUGAUUCAACAACACCAACAACAAUUACAAUUACAAGGUCAGUUGCAACAUCAUCUUUUAUCGAAUAGUAAUCAUAAUCAUAAUAAUAAUAUUGCCAUGACAACGAAUAAUAUACCAGCACAUUUAUUCUAUCCUAAUCAGCAUAACUAA
Molecule: messenger RNA, 1740 nt
Organism: Trichobilharzia regenti
Lineage: Eukaryota; Metazoa; Platyhelminthes; Trematoda; Strigeidida; Schistosomatidae
Source: the annotation of a GenBank genome assembly